CGGUGUCACGUGGGUAGUGGGAACGGUUCCGUUUCCGCCCUGGGCACGAAUAGCGGGGGAGCUGCUGCUAGUGUGAAGGGGGAGGGGCAGAGCUCGCAGUGACCCGGCCGGCUGGAGCGGCCUCCUCCCGCCGCCUCACCAUGAUCAAAGCGAUCCUCAUCUUCAACAACCACGGCAAACCCCGGCUCUCCAAGUUCUACCAGCGCUAUAGUGAAGAUACACAGCAACAAAUUAUCAGAGAAACUUUCCAUUUGGUAUCCAAACGUGAUGAAAAUGUUUGUAAUUUCCUAGAAGGGGGCUUACUAAUAGGUGGAUCUGAUAACAAACUAAUCUACCGACACUAUGCCACGUUGUACUUUGUCUUCUGUGUGGAUUCUUCAGAAAGUGAACUUGGCAUUUUAGACCUAAUACAAGUAUUCGUGGAAACACUAGACAAAUGUUUUGAAAAUGUCUGUGAACUGGAUUUAAUUUUCCAUGUAGACAAGGUCCAUAAUAUUCUGGCUGAAAUGGUCAUGGGUGGAAUGGUUUUGGAGACCAACAUGAAUGAAAUUGUCACUCAAAUUGAUGCACAAAAUAAACUGGAGAAAUCUGAGGCUGGUUUAGCAGGAGCCCCAGCCCGGGCUGUGUCAGCUGUAAAGAAUAUGAAUCUUCCAGAGAUCCCAAGAAAUAUUAAUAUUGGUGACAUCAGUAUAAAAGUGCCAAACCUGCCCUCUUUUAAAUAAAAUGGCUACUACAGGUAAAAUCAAGGAAAAAUGUAAUUGAAGUUUAUCAAACAAAGAAAUUUCUAACUUUUGCUAUUUGGAUAAAAAGGUACUGCAUAGAAACUCGGUGUAAAAUCAGUAUGUGAAGUUGAAUGUUGCUUUUGUCUUGCGCAAUGAUUUUAAAGGAAAUGGGUAGUUCCUGUGUGACUUCUAAAUUACAUUCCUGUGCCCUUGUAAGGCAUAACACUGUCUUGGCUGCUGCAGUAUUUUGGGAAAGUAUUUAAGAUAUUCUUUACUUUAAAUAACCUACAAUGUUGAGUCUUUUUGUAUAUCCACUAAGGUCUAUGAUUAGUGCAGCAUUCCUUAACUACUUCUGUUGUUUGUCAUGAUUAUUUAAGAUCCAAGUGUGUAUGUUGCAUGAAAACGUUAAACUGUCUUUUGUUUUUGUUUAAAUAAAGGCAUAAUUAACUGGACUUCUAAA
This is a messenger RNA of Mauremys reevesii (Reeves's turtle), 1182 nucleotides long. RefSeq names its product adaptor related protein complex 3 subunit sigma 1 (gene AP3S1). The record is from RefSeq and is a predicted model, not a curated record. Gene Ontology annotation, biological process: Golgi to vacuole transport; intracellular protein transport. The coding region runs from base 141 to 722 and encodes 193 amino acids. NCBI's taxonomy places the organism in Eukaryota, Metazoa, Chordata, Testudines, Geoemydidae. Gene Ontology annotation, cellular component: AP-3 adaptor complex; membrane coat; intracellular membrane-bounded organelle. The transcript has 6 exons.